This is a messenger RNA of Ochotona princeps (American pika), 1470 nucleotides long. RefSeq names its product general transcription factor IIB (gene GTF2B). Gene Ontology annotation, molecular function: RNA polymerase II general transcription initiation factor activity; TBP-class protein binding. The record is from RefSeq and is a predicted model, not a curated record. Gene Ontology annotation, biological process: transcription initiation at RNA polymerase II promoter; transcription preinitiation complex assembly. Gene Ontology annotation, cellular component: transcription preinitiation complex; nucleus. The coding region runs from base 243 to 1193 and encodes 316 amino acids. Lineage: Eukaryota; Metazoa; Chordata; Mammalia; Lagomorpha; Ochotonidae. The transcript is spliced from 7 exons.
GUAGUUGCGUGGACUCACCCGAGCCUCCCUAGUAAAUAACAAGAGAAGGCGAAAGUACUUCAGAAAACAGCGAGUCGACGACACACGGGCACGCAUUGUUCUUGGCCCGUCUCCCGACCCGUAGCCGCGCCCUAUUACGCCUGCGUGGCUCACUGGCCUAUAAAAGGCCGGCUCGCGGCGUCUCGCCGCCAGUGGCUCUUCCUGUUUGCGGCGGUGGUUGUGGCUCCGCGGCGGCCGGGAAGAUGGCGUCCACCAGCCGUUUGGAUGCUCUUCCAAGAGUCACAUGUCCAAACCAUCCAGAUGCGAUUUUAGUGGAGGACUACAGAGCUGGUGAUAUGAUCUGUCCUGAAUGUGGCCUGGUUGUAGGUGACCGGGUUAUUGAUGUGGGAUCUGAAUGGAGAACUUUCAGCAAUGACAAAGCAACGAAAGAUCCUUCUCGAGUUGGAGAUUCUCAAAAUCCUCUUCUGAGUGAUGGAGAUUUGUCUACCAUGAUUGGCAAGGGUACUGGAGCUGCUAGUUUUGAUGAGUUUGGCAAUUCUAAGUACCAGAAUCGGAGAGCAAUGAGCAGUUCUGAUCGAGCAAUGAUGAAUGCAUUCAAGGAAAUCACGACCAUGGCAGACCGAAUCAACCUCCCUCGAAAUAUAGUUGAUCGAACAAAUAAUUUAUUCAAGCAAGUGUAUGAACAGAAGAGCCUGAAGGGAAGAGCUAAUGAUGCCAUAGCCUCUGCUUGUCUCUACAUUGCCUGUAGACAAGAAGGGGUUCCUCGGACAUUUAAAGAAAUAUGUGCCGUAUCACGAAUUUCUAAGAAAGAGAUUGGCCGAUGUUUUAAACUCAUUUUGAAGGCUUUAGAAACCAGUGUGGAUUUGAUAACAACUGGGGACUUCAUGUCCAGAUUCUGUUCCAACCUCUGCCUUCCUAAACAAGUGCAGAUGGCAGCUACGCAUAUAGCUCGUAAAGCUGUGGAGCUGGACUUGGUUCCCGGGAGGAGCCCAAUAUCUGUGGCAGCGGCAGCCAUUUACAUGGCCUCACAGGCGUCAGCUGAGAAGAGGACCCAAAAAGAAAUUGGAGAUAUCGCUGGCGUUGCUGAUGUUACAAUCAGACAGUCCUACAGAUUAAUUUAUCCUCGAGCCCCAGAUUUAUUUCCUACAGAUUUCAAAUUUGACACCCCAGUGGACAAACUGCCACAGCUUUAAGUUGAGGCAGCCAACAUCAAACUCGUAUGUACACAGAACUUUACCUAUUGUACGUCACCCAGAAGACUGGGUUGAUCCUUUAAGGAGGAAAAGGACGUGGUACGCAUUCCAGGGCUACAUGUUAUUGCUUGGCAUUCUAUAUGUAUAUACUAGUGAAACAUAUUUAAUGAUUUAAAUUUCUUAUUGAAUUUGCUUUCUUUUGUAGCAAUCUAGGAUACUGUAUUUUGGAAGAUAUUUGAAAUUACAUGAUGAAUAAAAACAAUUUUUCAAAGCCAAA